CGAAAACAUAAAAAAAAAAAAAUUGUAUUUUUUCUUUUCUUUUUUAUUGCCCCCGGCCGUUGUUUAUUAUUUUAUAGCUCAUCGUGCACGUAAAAUUUUUUUUAAUUUUUUUUUCCGCUCCUCAUUACAUUACGAGACGCACUAUCACUGUAAUAUACGGCAUCACAAUAAAUAAUUGCAUUCGAGAGACCGCCGACCCGCGGAUCCAGCGGAAACACCGAUUAUGGUCGUAAUUUUGUGAGUAUACCUACCUAUAAUAUUAUUACGAAGCUUGAACAUUAACAAUAAUAAAACCGUGUGAAAAUUGUCAUCAUUGUUAUUAAUAUAUAUCUACAAUUUUUUCGACCAUAGUUUUACUUCGACAUUUAAUCGAUUAUAACAAUUUAUCGUUCAAGUAGGAGCAAGUACCUACAGAUAUCAGUAUUAAGUGUAAAAUGUACUCAUCCAGUGUAGUCCUUCUCGUUUAUACAAUAAUAUGAUGGGUAGGUUUACCUAUCCACCUAAUUUUUUUUUUUUUUUUUUUACUUACCAUAUAUCAGCUCUUUUAAUUGUAUAUAUAUAAAUAAAUAUGUCGCCGUACGUCUAGUACAAUUAUAAGAGACCAGUUAGGGUAUAAAUUUAUAAUCAUAAUUAUUAUUAUAAAAAAAAAAAAUAUUAACAUAUUUCAUAAGCAACGGUGGACAUUAAUUUGCUAACAAGUAAAUUUGUAUUUAACCUUCUGUAUAACUCGACUAGUUUAUUAUUUUUAUCGUUAACUAACUAUAUACUAAGUUAACUAUAGUUUAAGUUUUUAUUGUAUAAACUUAACUUUUUACAAUUAAUUUUCAUAAACAUUUUCUUUAACUCAUUUAAAUAGUUGAAGAUUUUUGUUUUUGUUUUUUUUUUUCGAAAAUUCAAUUUUUAUUGGUUCUGUAUAUAGAUACUGCAGCCAUUCAUGCAUUAAUCGCAUUACUUAAUAUUAAUUUUUAAUAGCGAAACAAAAAUAACCUUUUUUUUUUUUAACCGAGUUAUAAAUCAAUAUAUUUUGUUUGCAUAUUUAACGUGACUGGUUUCAUUUAAUUUCCGUUAACUUUUAUUUUUUAACUUAAAGCUGUUUUGUUUAUUUAAUUUAACUUACCUAAUUGAGUUAAUUAUUUUCAGUAACUAUUGCCCGCUUUUAUAGUUUCCUAUUAUAGGUGCUUACUAAUUUUCGUUGUGCAAGCAAUUAUAUUGAAACGAAGCGUUGUCUAUAGAGAACGCAAUACCGGUCCCGGACCCACCUAGUUUUAGAAUUUCAACCAAUUUCAAUCAAUUUUUGAUUGAAAAAUCAAUAAAAUCGGCAUAAAUUUAAUUAAAUCAAAUAAUGCGUUUUUUAUGUCGAGAUUUUUUCUGUAUACUCGCCUGUUCGAUCUGAGCCUGCUGCUGCAGCGUGUACCGCUCGUGUCACAAUGCUGCAGCUGCGGUGCAGUACGCCUACUGCUAUUUUAAUAUGACGUGUCGUCGUCUUAUAUUAUUCCUCAUCAAUUUUACGAUUAUAAAAUAGAUAUUUGAUUUGUGUUUCUAUAAAUGCGUUUUUUUUUUCUGGGAACAUUUUUCUACGACACGAUUGAAUUGCAGAUUUAUUGGUGAGUUUUCAUACCUACCAGUACACACCAAAAGAACUGACGAUUUAUUUUUCCGCUUCCGAAUUUCUAUUAUAAAAAUAUCUAAACUAUAUUAUAAUAUUAUCAGUCUAUAUUUAAGUUUCGCAGUAUUAAUAAAACAAGAAAGUAAACUGUAAAUUGCGCAAAAAGUCUCGCAAAGGUUCCCGCCAUGAUAACACCGAGUAUCAUAUUAUUAUAGCAGGUAUUGGUUGACAAAAUUAAUUCGGUCACGAUUAAUGACAAUAGUCUUUUUAUUGUUGUACAUCGAAUUCAUCAUUACGACUAAACAACAAAAACGUAUUCGAACGAUAUUUUCGACCAAACGCAAGUUUAUUAUGUCAUGUUAUUUUACGAUAUAUACCUAUUAAUAAUAAUAACAUAGAGCUAUUAUAAUAUAUUUUGUAUUAUUUCAUAGUUUUAUAAAAAUUAUAAUAUUGUUAUUUGUUUAUGGCGUUUUAAAUAUAGCAAACAAGAAUACGAUAAUCAAAGCAUGAGCAAUGAAUAUGGUUACGCUCGCGGAAGACCCCCCGUAGAAUCGGCGAUUUCUCGCAUCGCCGCCGACUGGGACAUCAACGAUUCGAUAAUUCCGAGGGUAAAUAUUACAGUAUAUUACGAUCGUUAUCUAUGUUUUUGAUGUAAAAUGGGCUAAUGUCAAAAAAAAAAAAAAAAGAGCUGUUACUGGGAACGGGCGCAGCCACUAUUGUAGGUGGAAAGUUGGGAAGGUUUUCUUUAUAUCUGUAAGCAACGAUAAAUCAUUGCUUGAUGAAAGACGAUUCCGAGCGCAGUUCGGUAAUACAUCUUUUGAAGUACCGUAAUUUUUUUGCGAUUUUCAUUUAAAAUUGAUUUCAAAACGCUUGUUAAAAAGGGAAAAAAAGUCGUCCGAUGAUUUUGAAAAUUUUAUCACCUCUAGGUAAGUUUAAUAUAAGUAUUGUUACCAAGUUUCAAAUCUUCACGUGUGAAUACACGUAACCGAAUUAUAGAAAAAACUCUCAACAAUUAAAAUUGUUAAAAGCUCAAAAAUGGCUUAAAGGUUUUGGCGAUGAUACUGUACAAAAUUAAAUCAAAAAGGCAACAAAAAAGGUAUCUUGAGAUUUUUCGAUUAAAUCAUUUUUUCUGGUGAAAAAUGACAUCCGUGUUUUUAUAAAAUAAUGAAAUCGUGAAAUUGUACGUUUUCCCACUUAAGUGUUUUUAUUUGAAAAAAAUGGUGUCAAAAAUCAAAAAAAUGACCUACUUAAAAUACAACCUAAACAACUUGAGCUUUUAGAAAAGUUAAUACAGGUAAAAAUCGGAGUAAGUUUACAAGGAAAAAACAGUUUACAGACUAGAAGAAAAAAAAGAAAUAAAGAAAUAAACAACAUUGUAAAACUAAUAGUUUAUCGCGACGCUCGGAAUCUAAAAAAUAUGUAAAAAAAAAAAUGUAUUACAAUAGUAAUUGAAUCAAUCAUUUCGAAAAGACCAUUUCUCCAUACUUUUUAAAAACUAAUUUUAUGUGAUAGAUGUGUUAAACUAAUAAUAAUGCAUAUUUCUUGCAAGACCGCUAUAUCUUCGACAAUUCGUUAUGGUCUAAAUUUAAUGGGUGCGCUCGAAAAGGUUAUUUCUCCAAAAUAUCUUUAUCGGUAAUAUUAUUUGUUAAGAUUGUAUUAUUAAUUGAUUUAUUGUUCACCUGUUUGUCAAUAAUACUUUUUUUUUUUUUAAAUAUUUAGUAAUCAAAAGGUAAACUAUAUAUAUAUACAUAUAUUUGUUUAAAAUGUACUGAAAAGAAGUGAUAUUUCUUUUUGUAUUGAAUUAAAAAAUAAUAAAUUUGUUAUACACUUUUUUUUAAAAUUUUAUAUGGUACAAUUUAUCAGAUUUGCAAGGUUAUAAUCAAUGUGUAAAUUUGCAAUCCAUUAGAAAAGGCCAUAUCUCAAAAUUGUUCAUGAAGGAAUGACUUCAUAAAAUAAUCAAAUAAAUAAUAUAUAUAUAUAUGAAAUAAUAUAUAAAUAUAAAUAAUCAAUAUUAUAGUAAAUUUGUUUUUUUAUAAGAGAGUUAAAUAAUCCAACCCUUAUUCAGUUUUCAUCUUACUUUGAUGUUGAUCUCUAAAAACAGUUUUUUACGUUUCCUGAACAUUUUCAUUUUAUGGAGAAAUGGCCUUUUCAAUAUGACCGAGUCAAUUAUGGGCUUAACAACAACUAAUUUUUAGAAUUUUGGAACUGGUUAACUGGUAUACCUAUAGUAUACUAAGCUAAAUUAGAAAUAUUAUAAUAAACGUAUUAUGUAUUUGACAUUAUCGACUGUUAAACUAAGAAUAAAAAAUUACAUUUUUUUUUGUCUAUAAUCUGAUUACGCGUGGAAAUAUUAUCAAGUUUUUAUCGGGUGAUGUUGUAUUGAUAAUUUUAAGUUGAGAUUCUUUUACGACGUUAAUAUUAUUACAAGAGACUAUUAAAGUUUAGACGGACACUUUCUACACUAUAUCUAUAGUAAUAAUAACAACUUUAUUAACACAAUUUAAAUUAAUAAUAUUAGAGUAGGUAUACCUAUAUUAUGCUUAAGUUUUCUUUUUUUUUUUCUCAUACUUCAAAGGCCACACGUUUUCGCCGUGUUUCUCUGUCCAGCGCUACUAUAACUCCAUCUUUGUAAUUUUUCACUCUUGAUAUUUGUUCGAUCUUUUUCGACUUCGGUGUUUCUCGGGUCUAUCGUACCUAAAGGUCUCUUCUUUUUAUGUGGUUUCCGAUAUUAAUUACUUUUAUUCUGAUCGUGUUAUAGACUUUAUAGUACGUGUGACCCAGUCAGUUCAAUAUAAAUAGAUAUAGUACUUCGUAACGCAAUUAUUAAUCCAAAUCAAUUUAAAGUAACUUUUAAUAUAAUAAUAAUAAUACACGAUAUUAUAUAUUAUACAUACACACAAAUAAAUGAACUUUGAGUCUAUUUAAAAAUCAAAAAAAAAAAAAUCAAGAAACAAAUACGCUGGACAUAUUUUAUGCGACGACAGCAUAUUGAUUGAUACGUAUUACGGGCAAUGUGGCAAUCAUAUCCUGGACAAUUUAUAACUCGAAACAAACGGAUUUGAAAAAAUUACAUAUUAUAUGUGUGACAUUUACCAGAAUAUUUGAUUAUUAUAUUAUCAUGCAAAGUCUGUAAUUAAGCUGUUAUAAGCUCUAAAACCCGACUAUCGAAAUAUAAUUAUAAUUUGUUUUUUAGUUCAUAUUGCUGUCGGGGUUGAAUAUAUCAACAUCGCAUAACGAUUAUUAUUUUUGUGUUCAUCAUUUUCACACGCAACGGAAAUAAAUAUAUUAACAUAUCAUUUAAAAAAUGAUAGUAAUAUACAGUAUUUAUUUAUCAUUAUCCAGAAAAAUAUUUUAUUUUUUUUCUGUCUGUAAACAACUUUUUGAAAAGAAAUCUUGCUCCGACGCAUAAAAUAUGUAAUAUGCAUAGUUAUAUAAUAUGUAGUUGCAUUUUUAAUCUAGUUAGUGAGAAAGAAAGUCAUUAUUUAUUUUCUCUGUAGUUCUAUUUAUAAUUAGGAAAAACCGGAAAAAAACGAUUCAUUAUUUUAAAUGUUUACGCUUUCCAUUUUCUACCAAAAAUAUUAUUCCAAUAUAAAAACAACUAGAAAUCUAUUUAUUAAAUUUUUAAUCUUGUUAGAAACAGUGUGGAUAAAAUUGUUAGACUAAAUAGAAACAAUUGAAAACUUGAGAGAAGGUUCAUUAUAAGUCGUACUUAGGGGUCAAAAAAAAAUUGAGUGAAAUACAGUAUUUUUUUUUUUUUACAUAAGUAUUUUAAAAGCAAAUUUUGACGAAAAUUGUAAAUAUUACGGCCUUUCAAAACAUGAAAAACCAAAUUCCGCUCAGAAUCGUUUUUCCUUUAGGCAAUGAAUUAUCGUUGCGUACAGAUAUGGAUUUGAUUACGAAUUAUAGUGAUAUAAUCAUUGUACUGGUUGUAAUUUUAUAUAUUUUAAAUGUAUAACUAUAUAAUAUAUUACUGUAUACGUGUUGAUGGACAAAUUAUGAUGAGAUAUAGAUAUCCGUAUGAAUGAUGGCCGGAGUAGGCCAGAAGUUAAAGUUCGUGGAAUGUUAUUAUAGGAGUCAGUGUCGGAUCCGGGAUUGAAUUUUUUUUUUUUUUGGGAGGGGCCUCCCCUCCCAAAAAAUGACUUUUAAGCCAUCGGUCAUCAAUUAUAUUAAUCAUUUUUGUAUGAGGUACCUAAAAUAUAAAAUACUUAUAAAUACGUAAAUAAAAGUGGAAAUUAUGUUAUGCAUCAUAUUAUUUUAAAUAAUUUUUAUCUAGAUACUCUUAAUAUUACAACUAUUAAACAAAAUAUGUCUUACACAUUUGUUUGGAAAGAGAACAUACUGCUUUCGUGACCAGCUUUUGUGACCAACUUUCGUUCGAUGACGCGCAUCCCCACCAGGUACCACCGGUCACUACGAGCGCGCUCCCGCCGUCAGCUCGUUGUGAACCCGCAUACAGCCGGUAACAAAUAUCACAACUAUAAUACACACACAUUGACUCUUGCGCUAACCGUAAUACGCGUAGUGCACGUCUGGUGUUUUAUUUUAAAUUUGUAUACUUGUUCACAUUAUUAUGGACCUACUUGGACUUGGCCGGUCAGAUAUUACAAUUAUAUGUAAACAAUUUAUUUGAAAUUGGUGUAUACUCGUCGGACAGUUGUAAUCGGCGACCGUCGUGCACGAUCGUUGCAUCGUUUCGACGAUAGUGGGAGAAAUUUGAUUCGGGACGACCGCCAAUCGCAAUUCGUCAGUCAACACGCGCGAAAGCGGUAUAUUCUUUUUUGAAAUAGAGUACCUAUACAUAUUUGGAUAUGAAUACAUAUUUUUAUAAGUGUGAAAAAUUUAAUUUAAUUUAAUUAGGUAAACAAAUAAAAAAUUAUGUGUUACAUAACAUUGUCUUAUGUAGCACAUAAAGUGACUAUGCAUACAACCCUUAGUUUUUACUCCGAAUACUUUUUUAGUUAGUUGUAUAAAAAAUAUGUAUAUACUAAUAAUAGUACUUAUAUACUAUAAUAAUACUAAUAUACGAUAAUAUAUUAUAAUCAAAUAUCAGAUAAGUGCUAAUCAAAUGUAGAUACUUACAUUUUCAGAUCUGAAGGCAUAAUUGUUUAAUUUUUGUUCCACCCUGCUAAUAAAAUCCAUGUUUAAAAAGUUAAUAAAUUAAAAACACAAUAUGGUUUUAAGUCCGAAAAAUAGAAGACGCAAUAAUACAUGUUCACGGUGACAUGAUCACAAAAAUAAUUUUGUAUUUCUCGUCGAAUCUCGAACACAACUAAUAAGUUACAUAGAAACUAGAAAGACCAGCGAAAUAGGUUUUAAAAAUAGCAAUUUUAUCUGUUUUCAUUCCAACAAUAACAUUCUCAUUUUCCAAUGGUUUUAGAAAUAGAUAUUGUGUAAUUAAUGAUAAUGCGUUAUACAAUUUAAAAUAUUUGUGUAGUUAAAAAGAGACUGUUGGUGAGGUCUGGGGGGUGAGACUCCUAGGUCCCCCUGGAUCUGCCACUCAUAAAAGUGCGCGUUUGACUUAGAAAUCAAGUUAAUACUGAUAAUGAAGUGAUGAUAAAUGUUAUGGAAUUUAGGGUGCAAAAAUUGUAAUGUUACUAUAUGUUUUCCGUACGGUUUAAUUUUGAAUUUGUAUGUAGGUGAAUAUCUUUAACACGUGGGAGGAAUGGGCCGACGGUCACUGUCGCUUGGUGUACCCACCAAAUUGCGAAGAAGCCAAGAGACACGCUUCCGGAUGGGCGAUGCGAAAUACCAACAACCAUAACGUGCACAUUUUGAAGAAAUCGUGUCUGGGCGUGCUGUUAUGCUCGAGACGGUGCAUACUCCCGUCGGGCGACACGGUUCACCUCAGACCAGCCAUAUGCGACAAGGCCCGGAAAAAGCAACAAGGUACAAUUUUCAGUUGUUAUAAGAUAGUAUCAGUGUGUCACAAUAAUACUUGUCGUCUCUACAGAAUCUAUCUAACGAUCAAUAAUAUGUUUUCGUGCUUCAUAUAUUAUAUCUGCUAUAUGAGGAUCUAAUAAACCAAAAACAACAUUUUAUUCACCAAAUUAAAAAAAUGAACACAUUUACUAUAUUUUCAAAAAGAGUUUUUAAAUAUACUUAUUGUACAAUUUUAUAUUGUGGUUACUGUGAAUAGAUUAAACGGGAAAUUAACGGGAAAAAUUCCCGCUUUGAAACCAUUACAAAUGUUCUCGUUUUUAAUUUGAUGAAAUCAUUUUUGUUUUAGGUCGAAUUUUAGAUUCUGAGUACUAUUAUUAGAAGUGCUAAAAUAUAUUUUUACUAGACUAUCGGUUAGUUAGUCCCGAGACGGUAAAUGCUUUACUGCGAUUUAAAUCCUCCGCUUGGACUUUGUCAAGUCUCUGAAUAUUUCCCUUAACCGUACUAAAAUAUUUCUAUUUCGUUUUAUAGGCAAACCAUGUCCGAACAGACAGUGUAACGGUCACCUGGAAAUAAUGCCAUGCCGGGGUCACUGCGGUUAUCCGGUCACUCAUUUUUGGCGGCACACCGAAUACGCUAUAUUUUUCCAAGCCAAAGGCGUUCAUGAUCAUCUAAGACCCGAGGCCAAGUCGACUUCGGAAGCCCGGAGAAGUUUUGGUGCCGGCCGUAAAAUACGCAACUUUGGCAUGAUGUUAUCUCGAGAUGUUCCUUUCGGCGGAAAAGUAAGUUAUUUUUUCAAAUGAUCAUUAUAUUUAUUAAAAUAUAUGACCAAUAUACGAACGACUGAUUCGAAAAAAACCAUACAAAACAACCAUACGAGCUUAUAAUCUAUCAUAUAGAAGUUACAAAAUAUUCACGAAAAAAUUAUUUGGUAAUAAUAAAACAUGGUUAAAAAAAAAUCAACGUUAAAAUUACCACCAUAUUUAGUGAUAUUUACUAUGACCAUAAGGUUAUUAAAGAUAAAAUAUUUUGGAUGCUAAUUUAUUGUUGAAACUGCUACCUAUGCAUAAUGGAUAUAAUUUGUAUUGGAUAUGCUUUUAAUUUAACAAAAUAUUUUGAUUAUACAAUUUCAGUUGAACUGACUAAAUAACAUGGAAAAUAUAAUUAGUUUGUUCGUCUCUGUACCGAACACCGAUCAGUAAUAUUGACGCGUGCCAAGAUGUUUUGUAAUAUAAAUAUGGAACAUCAUUUACGGCACAUAUCGUUCCUCACGCUCCGCCCGCGAGGUAUUACACCUUCAGGGAAACUCCUAAUUAUAACACACGCGUGUACACUCUCUGUAACUAGACGAUUGUAAUCGCCUCUUUCGGGUUUAUUAUUUCCGCGUGAGAAAGCCAUUAUUACAAUAUGGUCUCGAAAACGUGAUAAAAAAAAUUUAAAAAAAAAAACCAGCAGAAUCUAUUGUAACGCGGUAUUAUGUACAUCGAUAACUGUAGCAACAAUACAAUAUUAUAUGAACCGUAUUGAUUAAUCCGACGUAUACAAAUACAUACCUAUGCAUGGGUAUCAAUGAUUUAGUAAUAUAGGUAUAACAUUGACAAUAAUAAUACAUGGACGGAGAAAAAAAAAAUUGAAAUACUUAAAUGAGAUUCAGCGAGUGUACCUAUAUAUAUAUAUAUAUAUAUAUAUAUAUAUGUAUAUCCUACCUAUAUAGUAAUGUUAUAAUAUACAAUAAAUACAGGUGUGUAGUAGUAGUAGUAGUAGUAGUAGUAGUAGUAGUAGUAGUAGUAGAAGUAGUAGUAGUAGUAGUAGAAGUAGUAGUAGUAGUAACAGCAGUAGGUUGUAAGUUCGUGGUCAUCAAUAAUAUUAUAAUAAAACACCAUAAUUAUACAGUCUGUAGGAUAUAAAUACAAUAUACUGAACGCGGACACCGCAUAAUCGCUGUCCAUUCGAUGUAUAUAAUUUGAUCAUUAUCAUUUCGGGCAGUGAUUGGUGGCGUUAUGUGUGUAUGUUUUGAGACGAGUGUAUAAUACGCUACGUGGCGGUGAUACAAUAUAAAAUAUAAAUCAACGGUUACAAUGAAUAAUAAUAUUAUACGAAAAUGAACCCGUCGUGUAUAUAGGUACGCAUAACCACAGGGGAAAAAAAUAAACCUCCGGUUAAUUGUUUGCAGAGAUUUUGGUCGUUACGGUAGUAUGAGUAAAAUAUAUUGGUGCGGUUUACUAAAGAAUUAAAAAAAUAGAAAAAAAUAAUACAAUACAAAAAACGAAUUAAGACGCAUUCAUCAAAUUCGUAAAGUAUACAUUAUAAUAUAAUAUUACUGUAGUAAGGUGUACAGUAAGUAUAGUGCGGUGGUGUGUUUCGGACUUUAGGGUUUUCGGGGGAAUAAAAACACAUGCCUAAUAUCAUUGUGCGAGUUCACCACGAUCCUCUUCACUUCUUCUGCAUUAUAUAUUAUAGUAUUGCGUACGUCUCGUAAACAUUUUAUUUUUUAUUUUUAAAUAAUCUAUGAUUACAUUUUGCGAUUACCUACCUACUUUCAGCGGGGUGACCGAUGAUUGUUUGUAUGAUUGUAAGGAUCGUGCGCAAUGACGGAAAUUAUCGAAUUGUUUUAAAUUCUAACCAUUCAUUUCUAACUUAACCUAACCUAACCCUUACAUAUAAUGGUAACAGCUAUAUUGUCUGCUAACUACCAAGGAUUAAUAAUUUAUAAUAGGUGAACAAAAAAUAAAUAAAACUUUUCAAAAUAGUAGUAUUUCCGUGACAUUUAAAUUAUUUUUAACGUGUUGUUCGAUACACUAUUAAUUUACGAUUGAAUAAAAUUAUUUCGUUUUUUUAUAAUUUUAUCAUGUAAUGCAUACCCAUUUGGAAUUUCUUAUUGGUAUAUUUAUAUACACGUUUAUUUUAAAUUUUAGUACAAAAACAUUGAAAAAACGUAAUAUAGAAAUGCUUUUCUUAUAAACACUAUAUAGUAAGUAUAUUAGACAAUAUUUAGCUUAAAUUGAACUUAAUCGGUACUUACUAUUUUCAUUAUGUCUCAUUAGAAUAAAUCAUUGAGCUAUUAAUAUUUAAAUUCACUCGGUCACUUUUUUCUCCCAGUCCAUUCUAACGAAUCAUUCGAUAAUUCUCUGUAUCGAUAAGUUUAAUCAUAGAUCUCUGGUAGAAAUACAGUAAAAUUAAAAUAAAACUUUUCUUUUAUGCACAAUCAACCGAGAAAUACUUACUCUAUUUAUUUUGAUAAAACGGCAUACAAUUAUGAUGUAUCUUAGAACGUUGGUGUUAAAAACAUUUUUCAAAAUUCCUUAAAUUUAAAAUGAUUUUUUUUUAUCGAUCCAAUUAUAAAAUUUAAUAUCAACCGACAACUCGUCGAUAAAAUCAAAUCAUUCGCCUCUUGUCAGUCAGUCGUUUUUAGCCCGUUAUGUUAGUGGCAUAACAAACUAACCUAAUCUAACCUAACCUAAUCUAGCCGACGUUAGCCGUCCUCCCCCCCCCCCCGAUCGACCUUUUGUGGAGACAAUAAGUGGAUAUCUGCUACAAUGAUAUGAUGAUGAUAAUACAAUCAUUAUUAUUAUUAUUAUUAUUAUUGUUAUUAUACCUAUUAAUAUUAUGAUUAUUAUUAUUGUAUUAUGAUACUUGUACGGAGUGCUACAGUAAUAAUUAUAGGGCACGAGAGAGAGCGCGCGUAGUAUGGUAAUUCAAUUAUAGGAGCUGUAUAAAUCAUUUCGGCAAAAACUACAGUCGUCAUCGUCGUGCAGCACGCUCACAUUAUAUCGUAAUAAUCGUAUAAAAUUUUACAUCGCAUAAAUAUUUAUAACUCUCGACGAUAUAAUAUAAUAUAAAUAAUAUUAUAUAUAUAUAUAUAUAAAUAAUAGCCCGGAGGGUGUAUAAUAAUAUAAUCAUGCGCUGUCGGACGGCUAAUAAUUGUCGUACAGUCGUAUACUAAUAAUACGAGUAGUAUAAUAUUAGGUAGAUGAUAAUAUACGAUAUCGUUUAAAAAAAAUUAAAACAAAUAUUUAAAACAUUCAUUAUUACUUAUUUUAUAUAUUAUUAUUAUAAUUAACGUGGCAAAUCGACGAAAAACUAUAUUCGUAAAUUAGUCGUAUGGUCGUUGAAAACAAUAAUAAAGUCUCUGAAAUAAUACAUAAUUAGGAAUGUGUACAAGAGAUCCAAGAUAUAUCUGAAUAGCCACGACAGUGUACGAUAAGUGUCCCUUUCGAACAUAGAUUUUCAACCUGGAUGACAUGCCAAUUGAUAUCAUCAUUGUCACCCCAAAAAUAUCAAGUACAUCUGAUUUUAAUAUUUAUUUAUUUUUUUUAGACUCUAAGCGUAGCGUUGGGACCUAUUAGUUUUACAAUGUUUUUUUUUUUUCGUUUUGUGUCUGUGAGCAACUUUUCUACCAGAAAUCUUGCUCCGAAGUUUUAAGUGUAGAGCCUUUUCACAAUGGUAUAUUUAACUAGUUAAUGUAUUAGGAAUGUCAUUUUUUGAUUUUCUAAGGGAUUUUCGAAACAAUUGAGAAAAACCCGAAAGAAAAUUAUAAGUAAAACGGUAAAUAUAUUGAGCAUUUUAAGACGUUACCGAUUUAAUUGUUUCAAAUUUGCGUACAAAAUGUUUUAUAUCGGAAUAAUAAUUGCUCCAAUCGAAAAAUAACAAAAGAUUUUGUUCUUAUUAAUAUAUAGACAAAAAAAAUAAUAUAAUUAUUAGGUUAGGUUAAAUAUAAUUUUUCAUAAUAAAUGGAAAAAUCUAAAGGACGAAAAAUAUAUUUUUUAUUGUGCGAGUUUUUUAAGUAAUUUUUAUUUGGUAGGUACUCUAUGGAUACACUUGUUAGACUAAACAGAAAUGCUUGGAAAUUUAACAGGAGGUUUAUUAAAAGUCAUAUCUAGUGGUCAAAAAAAAAACUGAGUGUAAUGUAGUCUUUAUUUUUUUCAUAAGAGUUUUAAAAUCAAAUUUUCGUUUUUUGUUAGCUUUGGUUUAUCAAAGGUUACAAGUAUAAAUUAAAUAACUUAUGUGUAUCUCACCUAACCAAAUACCCACCUACAACAGUGACCACAACCGUCCCCACUAUCAGCUUUUUUUUAUUUUAUAGAAGUUACGUUUAUAGAAUCGUUUAAUACAAUUUAAUUUACGAUAUUUCCAAAAUGUCGCUUUAAUCUUCGGUUAUAACCACGCGUCAAAUUUAGAUAACUCGCAGUUGUACGUUCAGAUUCGUUUAUAUAUUUUUGUUUUAACAUUUUGAUACUCACACACUACAAUAUUAUUUUAUACGACCACAUAUUCCAUUAUUCCACAAACGUCACUUUCAUCCGGUCAAUAUCGGUGGCGCUGGAUUCUUUAAAAAAUGAUGGUUCAAAUAAUUUUAGUUUAGAACAUACAACCUGCCUAUCCAUCCAAUGGCCCAUUAACCAAUAAUUAAUACCUUAUACAAAUGUAUAACGAACCGGUAUCAAUUCAAUUAUUUUAGUAUAUGACAUAUACUACCUAUGGUACAUUGUAGGUAAUAUAAAUUAUUCCUAUUAAAUUAUAUACUUACCCCCCGGGAACAGCACCCACCCACCCAAUUCGGGAAAACUGAAGUACGUUCUCAGUGCCACUGGUCAAUAUUGCAUUAAUCGAAUAUUAUACUUUGUUUAAGCUGCAUCUGUGUUGCGUAAUAAUUGUUCAAACUAUAAAUAUAUUAUGUCAUAUGUAUAGUAUAUUUUUUUCUCAAAAAACAUUGAUAACAAACCAUGUUAACUUAUUGUUUUCGUUUAUGCUAGGGUCGUCAACAUGUUUAACCCAUAUUAAACACGGCUGUAUUUCUAUCACACGUCUCCUUUUAAGAGUUCCUUUUCCCACUCGAAUAUUCCCGGCGUAUAACAUUGCACGUAUCAUAUCUUCCCGUUUUCUCCGUAGGUAUAAUAUGGGCUGCCCUUUGAAAUCUUUUAUCUAUUUGAUGUCUACCUGCACUAUUCGUCAGGUCUUCUUUAUUAAAUACUAUGGUAGGUGCAUGUAUCUCUUUACUGUGCACCGUUAUAAUAUAUAUCCCCCCUGUUUAUGGGUCAUUAUGAUAAUAAAUCAUUAUCAUCAUCGUCAUCGUCAUUAUAAAUGAUUAUUUGCUACGUCUUUUGCGGACCGGAAUAAUCUUAUUUUCCCGACGCGCUUUAUAUAAAAACAAUAUAACAUACCUACUUACUUAAAAAGAAGAAGUUUCGAGUUUCGACCCAUACACGAGUACAAAACGCUAUACAUAUAAUAUACGUUAUUAUUAUGUAAGCGUAAAUUUUUACCGUUUUAAAAGGGGCUCGAGUACGAAAAUGAUGGGUUUACGCGUCUCGCGAACAAAACGGUUCGCUAAUUUCACUCUUCAUCGCAUAGGCGGCGUGUCGUCGUAAUACGAUUAUCGUGUGUGAUGCGCCCGUUUAAUGCUAUGUUUAAAACAUUUUUAAUACCUGUUACCGAAACUCGCCGCGCAACCCUCGACAACACUUUAAACGAUAAUAAUUUUUAGUGGUACAAGUAAAUGUGUCGUGGUCGUUUUCGUUUCGAGCAUAUAUUAUUAUAUUAAACGUUUUCAGUUUCUGCCGAUUUUUUCGCAAAUAUUAUUGCAGCUUGUGCUUACAUUGUAUACAAUUUGCUACCGCGCACAGUGACAUGGAGAGAUUACAUUCCAAAAUUCCCCUCACCAUUGGCUUAAAAAUAUCAAAACCACGGGUAUUUAUUUGAUCAUUUUUUCUCAAAAUUUGUUAUAGUUGCAAUGAAAAAACGUAUUUAUUAAAUAUAAAUGCCUUUUUGGAUUCUACUUUUGAAUUCUCAUUAUCAAAAAAAAACAUACUACAUUAAACUUAAUUUUUUUUUUUUUUUACCACAAAGUACGACUUUUAAUGAACCUCUUGUUAAAUUUGCAUGCAUUUCUCUUUGGUCGAACAAUUUUAUCGACAGACUACCUACAGAACAAAAAUUAAACACAAAACUUCCAAAAUUGAAAUUUCUAUAAACAGCUAAAAAAAAAGUGCCUCAUAUUCUUGAAACAUUUUACCGUGUCUAAAAAAGGCAAAUAUAAGUUUUCUCUCUGAAUUUCAAGUCUCUACGAAUAUAGAAACGAGCGAUACCAAAAAUUUAGAAUUUAAUACACGAUAUCAAUACACGAUUCUCGAUGCCUUUGUUUAAGAAUAAAACUAUAGUAACUGUAAUUAAUAAUAUUAUUAUAAAACACUAAUUAGACUAAUAUUAUUUAGAUAUGAAAAUAAAUCGUGCAUAUAAAAAAAAAAACUAAUUAAUUUAAUCAAAUCUAUUUAUUAACGACGAGAUUAUCACGUUAUUAUUUUACCGUAAUAAAGUAUCAGAACCGAUACGAAAUGUUACCUCGAUUUAGAUAUUCGACGCACCUGUAUAUUUAUUAAAUUUGUAUGAAUAUAAAAUCUAAUUGAACGUGAAUUUGUAUAAUCUCGCAAUAAAUGAUAGUCCAUUAAAAACAACGAAAUCGAAAAAAAAAAGUUUUUAUGCAAUAUAUAUAUAUAUAUGUGUACAAGUUCGCAGACGCUUUGGAAAAAACAAACAAUAUUACAUACUCGAUAAUUAUUUAGAUCGUGACGAGAAGACGAGUUGAGAAAAAAAAAAAACAUAAAUUACUCGUACUAUAUAAUAUUAUAUGUUAUCGUUAUCGACUUUGGUCAGCCCUGCCCGACCGCGUACGUUUACGAAUUAUAAUAAUUAUAAAUCCGUUCGGUAUUGUCUCUUAGAAAGAAAAAAAACCUCCUUUAAUUGUAGGUUUUCGUAGAUAAUAAACACUGGCACACAUACAAAAAAAAUAAACCACCAAGUCUCUGCCCAUGAAUCAUAAAAUAUUACAGUGUGUAUAUACGAAUAUGAAUGGUAUACGAAACUGUUUUUUUUUUAUAUAUAUAUAUAUAUAUACAGGGUGUCCCAUGGCGAUCUAACAAUUGCAAUUGUUAGACAACUUUUGUUGUGUUCAUUUUAUUUUUAAGUUUUUUUUUUCAAACUAAUUACCUAUACUAGAGCCUUGUAUUAUUAUAGUUCAUACACACUAAAAAUAAUAAAUUUGUUUAUAAAAUCCAAUAUAACUGUUUUUAUAAUGUUAUUUUAAAUCAAAAAUUGUUUAUGCUAAAAAUGUUGAGUAAUAGCGAUGAGUUCACAACUUUUUGAAGUUUACAAAAAUUUUAAUUUUUUCCACUUAAUAAUACAUAUUAUCGUAUUAAUAUGAGUAAGAUUUCAGGAAAAACAAAUAUUACAUAAUAAUUAAUAGUUGAUAAUAUUUAGAAGUGGCAAGGAAAACAGUUUAAAGUUUUAUUAAAUUCAAAAAGUUUUAGAAAAUUAACCGCGCAUCCUUAUUAAACAUUUGUAACACUAACAUUUUGUUUCAAAAAUAAAUUCAUAAAAUGGCUAUUAUCUUGGAUAUUGUAAAAAGAAAAACAUUUAAAAAAAUAUAUAAAAUAUUAAAAUUAUAAUACAAGGUUCUAUAGUACGUGGGUACCUGUUACAAAAAAUUAAUUUAAAAAUACUGAUUGGAAAAAAAGUUAUUGCAUUUGUUAAAUUUCACAAUGUCACCCUGUAAAUCUACAUAUACUUAUAACCUGAAUGGUUUUUUUUUUUUUUUUUUUGACAACGCGUAUUGUAGGUCAAAUCAUAUAUAAAUACGAAAACUCGAUUUCUCUGCAGUUAAUAUAUCUUAUAAACAAACCCGAGGCAAAACGCGUUCAACAGAGAAAAAGAAGAAAAAAAUUCAAAAAAUUUAACUUUUAAUCGCCACUUACCAUGUGUACUGCUGUUGUAGUCUAUAAACUCAUACGGUUCACAGAAUAUCGUGGGCGUCGAAUAAUACUUUUAAGAAAACUUAUAUUUUAACUGGAUCCCGUCUUAGUUUUACUAAGAUAUGUUUUUUUUUCUGUUUGUAUAAUACUUUUUGACUAAAAAUAUUGCUCUGAUCGCUAAUACCGGGAGCAUUGAAUUUUUCGUAAAGUUGAUACAUUAAAGAGAUUGUAUUUCGAGGGUCCUCAUAUAUUUCUUAAUAAUGGUAAAACUAGAAUUUUUCGGAAUUUACAAGGAAUAUUUUAUAAUGGCAUUUUCUACCCGUGAUACAAGAUUUAAAAUAUUCGGGCGUUGUUUCGAGUUGUUUUUGUUUGAAAUUUUCUACUUUUUUAUUUUUUAUUGGUUGUGUGUGUAUCCAAUAUUUUUAGCUUCUCGAAAAUGUUUGGAAAAUUAGAUAUAAUAUUCAUUAUCAUAAGUUGUGCUGGGGGUGAAAAAUUAUUUUAAGCAUGAUGCCACGUCAUUGAUAUUUCAUUUUUAUACGGGUUUUAAGUUCGAAUGUUUAUAAAAUUCAUUAAAAACAAUAUUUUAAUUUAUUUUGUAUAAUUACAAAUUAAUAAUUUAUCGUUACGUACAGUUUUUAUACUACUUAUGUAAAUUACCCUAUUAAAUCUACAUUCCUAAUUGUUCACCUUCUUCAGUUCCCUACAUCCAUAUUCAAAGCGAUUAAUCUUUGAGUGAUCAAUCCUUAGGUGGAGAGUAGUGAAGGAUCAUUUGUGUGGCGGUACUGCUUGGGGCGUAUGAAUAGUACUUCACUAUAAUUUCUUCUACCCAAAUUUAAAAGUAGAAUACCUCAUCAAAGGGCUGAUGGAAUCUAGCUCUAAUAAUAUUAUUAGUGAAUAUUAUUAUACCUAGUAUAUUUUAUCAGUAAAAACAUGUUCGUAAAAUAAUAACAAUAAUAAUAAUAUUAAUACAAAACGUAACACGUACAAACCCGCAGAUAGCAACUGAAGUUUGUUAUUAAUGUUAAUGUUAUUAUACGACGAUAAGUUUUAAAUUUAUUUUUCACGGUUUUAUUCGUUAGUUUUUAUCGUUUUUGUUUUUACACACAGGAUAACGAUAACCUACCUCUAAUAUAUGAUCGUAUAUACAAGUUUCUGAUUCAAACACAAUAAUUAGUUAUUAAAUCAUGUCGUCCGGUCCCAGUUCAACAUCACUGGCGUCGUCAGGCUGUUCGUCGAAAAAAAAUGUUAAAUCGUUCGGGCCCGCCGCUAAAGUGAUUUUAAAAAAUCAAAUCACCUCCUCGAAAUUCGGUGACGUUAAACACUUUAAUCCAUCGUACGUGAAAACCAAUUCUAAACCAGAAAUCAGCUCGCUCAUAUCGAUGGAGUACGCCAAAAUCUGGGAAGAGGAACACAAGGUGUACCAGAAAAGCGUUAUCGAAAAAAGACUUAUCAAGAAACCAGGUUUGAAACGGCCCAUUUUUCAAUCAUCGAAGUGUUCAGUGAAGGCAAGCGAUACUGCAGUAGCAGCUGAAGGUGAUAAAAAUAAUAAGACGCAGCUCGUGUCAGCGGCCAAUCGUAAUAAAAAACAAGCCGAAAUCACCGGUAACCGUAACGGCGAAAUCAAAACUGUUAAACAAUCCCAACCGAAGCGUAUUUGGAAAUAACAUAAUUUUAAACUACCUAUAUAUAGCUAUGUAUAUAGUAAUAAAGUAACGUAUUUUAUAAGUCUGUUUUAAACUUAAAACGAAAAACUCGUUUGAACAAAAUCUAUUGAUAUUGAAAUGCAUCGGUAGAUUACCCAGUGCAAUGUCAACAAAAAAACAAUAAUAAACGUUCGUAUAAUAGGUAAAUCUCAACCAGUUUUUUAAUGUUUUAGAAAAACUUUCGAGAAUCUAGAAAAUGUUUUAUUUUUUAAAAAGUACUGCCGAGCAAAAAAUCUGUAUAUUUUAAGGUACUUAACUACCGCAUAAAAAAAAAACCAGAGCAUUUUUAUUAAACGAAAAAGCGUUUUACGAGAAAUAAAAACACAUCUCAGUUAAAAUAAUAGUUAAAUUAUAUUGCAGUAAAGUAACUACUUUAUUACAAUAUAAUUCUGAAAUGUUCAUUUCACAAUUACAUUUUCUGUGGAUUUUGAUAUUUUACACUCAACAUUACAUUACAUACGCGGUUUUCAGCGUAUAAUGAACUAACUCUAAAAUAUAGAAGAAAUAUACACCUAUCUGUAAUAAUAAUUAUUACAUAGUAAUAUUAUUAAUUCGGUAAACGGUAUUUAAAAUAUUUAAAAAUUUAAGUAGAUAACAAUCUAUAAAUAAAUAGGUAUUUAAAAAUUAGGUUAUAAAUUAAACAGGAGUGUAUUAACGAAACGAUGAGAGAGCCGCUGCCCUCAGAUAAAAUUUGAAAAUUCUAAGAUAUAGGUAGUGGUUUUAAAUAAAAGUAGGGCGAAUUCUGGGGCCUCGGAACGAUAUUCAUAUCGUAUCAUAUUUAUACCUGUGUUUAGAAUUGGGCGAGGUUUGCUUCUUUUAAAUCUAGUUAAAAGUUCAAAAGUCGAGUACUGAACAAAAUAACUCAAUUCAAAUAUUCUAAUUUAAGUAUUUAACACUCUGAAAUUGUAUGUACUCCGGUCUCAUAUAACAAAUAUGUUAAUAUUUAAAUAGGGAUAUAAAAAAGGGUGAACCAUUAAAAGAAAUUAAACAUGAGUAGUUCUCAAUUAGCUGUUUAAAGUUGAAAAGUCUAUUCGAGAAAAAUUUACGAAAAAGGUUGAUGAUGCGUACUUAUUCUGCAGAGAUUUCUCGACAGAAUGAUCAUCUAAGCCUUAGACUCUGAUCGAUUUUUCGAGUGGCCAAAAUGCUCGAGAUUCUAAAAGUAUGAGUUCUAAUGGUAUGACUGCGACAAAGACGGUGUCACCAAAGGUGACGACACAAGUCUUUCUAAUUCAUUUGACUUAUCUUAAAAUAUUUUGAUUGUAAAAAUAUAUGGACCCUCUCAAUCAACGAAUACCACGUUAUAUAUUCAUUAAAUUUAAAAUUUUUUUAAAUACCAAUUACCAAGUACUUUAACUAAAGACCGUUUUUGGCUCUUUUAGUUGCACUGUUACGAAUAUAAAUAAUUCUAAACAUGUUUACAAUGUUGUGAGACUAUGUGAGCAUAAGAUUACAUAGGUACAUAUAUCUCUGGUUAUAUCUAGGUAUAUCUCUGGUUCGAUUUUAAAUGAAAGAAUAUUAUUAUGGUUAGGUAUAUAUCUAAUCUGAACUUUUUGUUUUUGCCACAGUUUGUAUUUUAUUAAAUUUUCGACAUUUUUCUUAGUCCUAAAUGUAGUCGCGAGUCAGUUACAGUAAGAGUGUACAAAUAUUGAUAACUUUUUGCGCGGAGUUUAGAUCCGUUUUACGGAGAAUGUCAAACACCAACUAUACAUGUUCACAAGACAUAUUUUGUCCAUAUAAAAAUAUAAUUUUAAACAAAAAAUACACGAAUGCUCAUAAAUAACAAAUAAAUAACAUACAAUUCAAAAUUAAAUAAUAUUAAUAUGAUAUAUUUUAUGAUUGAACUGUACAAACUAUAUUUAUUUAGUUAUAAUAUUAUAUACUCAUUGAAUAUGAACGAUUAUUUUCUAGACAUUAAAUGUAAAGAACCAAAAACAGAAAACCGCCAUCGGUAGCGGAAAUCGAAAACACUAUUUGAGUACGCAAUUGGCUCAAGAUGUACUUACAGAAAAUACAAAUUUGAGUGAGUUAUUACGAUUCAAUACUAUACAAUUUAUUCACACCAAUCAUUAUCGUUAUUUCAAUCCCUCGAAAUUCUCAUCUCAGUCUCAUUCAUUUAAAAUAAUAUUUUAUUCACUCUGUUUUAUAUCUAUACCUACUCAAUUGCUAUGCUCAUCUUGAAUACAUUUCUUUUCAAUAAUAGAGUUCUAUCUACUGAGUUCCACAACUCAAACCAAAUUGUUGUCAUUUUGUUUUUCCCUACCAAUAUCAUUUUAUUUGUUUUUAGACUCUGCAGGUUGCUCAUGUCUCCCCUACUAUUGUGUAUGCAACACCGGUAACGGCAUCGAUCGUUUGGAAUCCAGUCAUGAACCAACGACUGGCGUCCUCCAGCAACAGCACGUCGCUGCAGUUUACGACAGCAACAACGACCAUCACCACCAAGACUGGACUUCGGGGCUCCAGAACUAUCAUCAAAUGCCACAACAGCUGCAUCAACUACCUGAACCCACGGAUUUCGGAACCUUUGCCACUGCCGCCGGUCCGUCGUCGGCCUUAUACUGCAGUCAACCACUACUUCCGUCGGCCACCGAGACCGACCACGAAGUCGUGUACCAAUUGCAUGCGGAACAGCAACGGUCCCAAGACGUCAUUAACGCUGCCACGGCCGUUUCAUCUUCCGCUUACCUAAAGUCUUCGCCAACCACCGUGUUGGACUUGGGCAGCGGGACGAUUCACAAAAGUCCAGUACAGUGCGGCCAGGACAAAAACGACGAUUGGCGACAUUUCCAGCCAUCCGCGGAUUACCGUCUGCACCAGCACAACCAUCAUCACCAUCACCACCACCUAAACAACAACAACAAUAACAAUGGCCACGAACAGUGCUAUCAGCCGAAUUGUGGUUGUAUUAAUAGUGGUGGUGAUAAUGGCGGAUAUCAGCAUAAUCAUCUUCAUCGUCAGUACUCCUUAGCGGCCAGUAUCAAAACCGAGGACGACGGAUGCAGUGGAAACGGGCAAGACUCGUUGGACCUGGUCUACCCGAUGGACUACUAUGCGCAAAUGUCGUCGUCCUCAUCAUUGGCCGACGUAGCCUGCAAGACUGGCAGUAGCGGCCCGACCAUCGGUCUGGACGACGGGUCAAUGGAUUUCAUCGGGGACGGUUCGAUGCCCGACGCUUCUUCGGUUGAUUUCAUGGUGCUGGACCCAGCCAAACUUUUGCAGAACAACAACAACAACAACAACAACAACAACAACAACAACAACAAUAACAACAACAAUAACAACGAUAAUUUUUACAUGGAGGCGUAUUGCGGGACUGAGACCAACGCCAACGUUGCGUUCAAUGAAUUUCAAUUGAAUGCCGUCGACAUUCAUUGGUCUCAAUCCAUCAAUCCAUAACGAUAUGACGAAAAUUGUUCGUCGAAACUACUAUAAAUUAAAAAAAUGUAUAAAUAUCAAAUAUUUUUCUCGGAUAUAUAUGUGUGUGUGUGUGUGUAUGUGUGUGUCAAGUUUUAAUAUUUUAAAAUAUUAAAAUUUUUAUUUGGUUUUUUUUUCAUGAUAAAAACACCAAAAAAAACUGAUAAAUUAUAGUUAAUUUUUAAGUAUAUGCUUUUAUGUAUAUAAAUGAUCAAAAAAAAAAAAAAAUAAUAAUAAUAAUAAUAAUGAAAACGUCACGAUAUUUUUACUUCCCAACUGUGACAAUCUUUUCAGAGAAAUUUAUGUUUUUCGUUUUUUUUUUUAAAUUUUGCACGGAUUUGUCGACGAAAAUGUACUCUCGUUGAAAACCGGACAAUAUUAUUGUAAUUUAUAUAUUGUAUAGUACCUAUAUAUAAAUAUAAUUUAAUAUGCAUCGUUCUCCUUGUGAUUUGUAUCAUUAUUUUUAUAAUUUUGUUAUAUUAAGUGACUGGUUAGUUUUAAAAUAUCUAACAACGUGGUGUAGACACCAAGCUGUAACCAUGUAUGUUGACUAUUGAGUUACUCAUAUUAUAUUAUAAAAUAUACUAUUAUUAAUCAUACUUAAGGAAACGUGGGGCAGAACAGAGCCAUGAAACGAACCAUACAUUUUAGAUACAUUUUAAUAUUUAUCUUAUAUUACAUUCACAUACAUUUAAAAACUGAAUCGGUAAUAUAUAAUAUUCUAUUGAAUAUAGAUGUUUUAGUCUUUAACAUAAGAAAAUUUCUAAAAUGUUUACAAAUUAAUAAUUGGAAUCUAUGGUAUAAGAACAUGGUUCAAAUUUCAAAUCAAAAUUACAACUUUUAUGUGUAGCUUUUUAUUUCUAUAUAUCUCCUUUCUGUUCCACGUUCCCAAACAUUUUAAUUAGGUAAAUCAUUGUUAUAGGCAUCUAUACAAAAUAUAAUUAAGUGGAUAUCAAUUAUUCAAAGUCAACGAGUUGAGUCCCGACGAAAGAACGUACUGGUACACAAGUCCUGUGCAACCUAGUAAAAAUUAUAUUUCAAUGUAGAUGUAUAUUUUAUAUUUUACACGAUAAAAAAGUAUGUUCUGUUCGUUAUUAUUAUUGUAAGAAAAUAUUAAUGUUUCACGCAUGUUAACCCCCCCCCCCAAAAAAAAAAAAGAAAAAAACCCGGCAAACAAUUCCGUACAUGGGACACAACUCGUUUGCAGCCCGAUUAUUUGAUAUAAUAUCGAUGUACGCGAACGGAAAAACGUCGGACUAAAUACCUAUUUUACCUAUUUGUUUCGCGAAAGAAUUCAUUUUAUUGUACCCCUACUUAUCUAUAUAUUAUAAUGUUAUAAAAUGAUAAUAUUAAUUUUUAUUUCAACGUCAAAUUGGCAAAUAUUAUCCGU
Cinara cedri is the source of this 22731-nucleotide messenger RNA. Lineage: Eukaryota; Metazoa; Arthropoda; Insecta; Hemiptera; Aphididae. The record is from the annotation of a GenBank genome assembly.